AUGUCAUCUCAGAACAAAGCAAAAGGCAAGAAAACCAACAAAGGUUGUUGUGGUAUUGUGGCACGCACAGGAGACACCAGCGACUAUGCUUGGCGUUACAAAAAAUGGAAAAAGGUGGGAAAACUUAUCAAAUUUGCCUCUACAUCCUUCCACAACUGUCAUAAUUUUGUACAAGCAAAUGUUGAGAAAAUACGAAAGUACAACACUUUGGGUGAUUUAGAAGGAAUUGACACUACAGACUAUGUUGGAGAGAGAAUUGAGUUGAUUGCCACUAGCUACUAUGGUUUGAAGGGUGUAAUUAGCAAAAUACCAGAUUCACCAGUCAACACUGAAAUAGCUUUUUACGAUUUUUAUUUUGGGGAGAAUGGUGCAACUACUUGGACAUCGUUUUGGCACGGUGUAGAUAUUACAAAGUUGAAUAGCCUUUACAAAAAUAUUUAUAAUAGUGUUAUCCUUGUUGAUGGAAAUGUUUUGGUAGAAGAUGUUGAAGCUUUAGUAAAUCUGUUUGCUAACCAAGAUGCUAAAAAUGGUUGGGAGGGGAAAAGAAAAUUUCUUACAGCUAUAAGAGAAGUUGAAAAGAAAUACGAAACUCUUGAGAAAGAUAUCAAAACAAACAAGAAGGACUUUGUUCAAAAAAGAGAAACCUCACUUGUUUCAUGGUACAAUCUUGCGUUCGGUGCUGCUAUCAGUUUGUUAAUUGUAAUGACCACUCUUAGUGAUCUCAUUCCCUUCGACACUUUGUCAGGGUUAGGAAUUGACAAACAAGGCCCUAUAGGUAUCUAUCCAAGCUACUUCAGCAGAAAUGAUACUACUCAGUAUACUGAUCAUAAUCAAAACUUCAGAGAUAGCAAAAUAUUGGCUUCUAUAGUCGAUAUUUUAAAUUCAAGCUUUUUCAAAACAGGUUCAUAUGCAGCCUUUUUGACAAUUAUGGAUGCCAUGUUAAAUUCAAUCAACAAUAAGAGUAUAUUGAUUAAUAGUGAUACCGUUACAAAUGUUCUCGAGGUUACAUUUAAAUUCAUUACUUUUAUUACCAUUAUCUUAAACAUUGCCAUUGGUAUCAGUUUUAAUACAGCCAUUAAUUUAAUAGCUCCAAAUGAAUACCUAAAGCUCAUGCUUGGUGCAUUUUGGACUCAAGUUGUUGGUAGUAUUUUGUUUAUGCUGUUUAUACCUGCAUUCGGUUGUUUUAGAAUUUUAAUGAAUAGACAAUUUAGGAAGGCAAAAAACCAAAAGAAAAGAAAAUACUACAGCUAUCACAAUACCAAAACACACAGCAUUCAAAAUGUGAACUAUAGUGUGUUAUUUACAGAGCCUGUUAUUCAAGCAUCUAACUCCACUGAAGAAAUUGAACUUCAACACAGAGAAAUUGGAAAUAGACAGCAUGAGCUGGAUGUUGCCAUCACCAAGCUUAAAAAUGAACCUCAAAAACAAGCAAUUGAGAAAUGGAAAAGUUGGCAUUGGUUGGAACUAGAAAAUGAUUUAAACAGAACUUAUUGA
This is a messenger RNA of Naegleria gruberi, 1494 nucleotides long. RefSeq lists its product as uncharacterized. The record is from RefSeq and is a predicted model, not a curated record. The coding region runs from base 1 to 1494 and encodes 497 amino acids. Lineage: Eukaryota; Heterolobosea; Eutetramitea; Acrasida; Naegleriidae. The transcript has a single exon.